ACAAGCUCAGGAAACGUUGGUAAUCCCUGAGCGCUUACCGCGAACGAGUAUAAAUAAGGGACGUUCGAUUCGCAGCAGUUAAAAUUCAACUCUUAAAGUACGAGUUACUUAUGUAAUCUCUUUUUUAACUUGUUUUUAUGCAAGCGUGAACUCGGGCGCGUGAUUCUGAUUAACGUGCCAAAAUUGUCUAAUCGCAGGAGAAAAUACCAUGAUGAUGUGUGAAAAGUUAUCCAUGUUGAUGUUUGGAUUAUUCCUUGUGAUUUUUGUAACAUUUGCCUAUCAGGUAACAGGUCGAGAAGAGUCUUCGAGUUAUUAUACCGCAGCGGUUGUUGCACAUACGCCUUUUUUGAAAGAAGACAAUGGUCCAUUGACUUUAAAAGAGAACGCAGACGCGUACAUCAAAUACAUAGAAGAAGCUAGCCAACAUGGUGCGGAUAUUAUCGUAUUCCCGGAAAGAGGUCUCACAUCAAUGUUGGUGCCGGAUAGACCGCAAAUGGAUCUAUGGACGACGGUGAUCCCUUCCGCACAAGAUGAAUAUGUUCCUUGCACAAGGAGUGACAUCAAGGAUGUCAGUGAAACGUUGACGAGACUGUCAUGCGCAGCCAGAAAAAAUCGUAUAUACGUGGUGGUGAACAUCGCCGAAAAGGAUGGUAUAUAUUAUCACAACUCCAACGUUGUGUUUGAUCGAACAGGAAAGAUAAUCGCAAGGUACCGGAAUGUGAAUGUGUACGAAGAACCGUCGUUCGACAAACCGACAGCGGAAGUCGUCACGUUCGACACCGACUUCGGUGUAAAAUUCGGUAUAUUGAUAGGCUUCGAUACAUUAUUCUCCGAACCGGCUCUGAACUUGACGAGAAUGCUAGACGUUUCGAACAUCGUGUAUUCAUUCGCCUGGUACUCCGAGGUGCCUUUCUUAACACCUGUGCAAGUGCACGCCGGAUGGGCCUAUUCGUACGACGUCAAUCUACUAGCAGCCGGGUGUCACAAUCCGGAAUGGGGAAGCAGUGGCAGCGGCAUUUAUUGGGGUCGUGACGGAGUAAGAAACAUGACGAUGAUCAGCAAUCUGAAGCAUCGGCUUCUGAUCUCUCGAGUCCCAAAGAACCGGAACCCGCAAUCGUGCGCCGCGGACACCGAAGGAGACUGCACGACAACGACUCAUAACUACAUGCCACCUCUUCCAGACUGGCACAAAACAUUCGACUAUAAUGAGAUAAAACUAUAUCACGUCGAAUUCACAGAGUUUGGAUACGUUCAGCUAAAUGACACGCAGUUGGCCCAGACCAUUUGCCAGAACAACCUUUGUUGUGACUUCGAUAUUAGUGCAGAGGGCAUCGAUUCCACGCCCGUUAAUUACCGCGCUGUAGUUUUUGACGGAAUUCGACCCUACGGAUAUACCUUGGUUGGCGGCGCUCGUGUAUGCGGUCUGAUACAAUGUGCCAACGAGUCGAUAACUUCUUGCGGUUCCUUUAUGCAGACGAAUACUACUUUUACCCAUGUGACUAUUCGAGCGACAUUCGGUGAAGAUUAUUCAAGUACUAUAACGUUCCCUAGCGUGCUGAAUCCUGCGUUAUUGCCCUUCGAUCACUGGACGUUCACCGAGGAGGAGGAUGGUAACCAAACGAUCGUAACUAUGAUUCUGACGGAGCCUACAUCAGAACUCGUGACUUUCGGUACAUUCAGUAGAGUCUUCAGCAGAGACAAAUGGAUCCUCCCUUGAUCCUGGGCUCACAUGCCUUUCGACUGAUACAGCAUGUAUCGAAGUUUUAAAUAAAGCUUGAAGAUAACAUUGACACAA
Molecule: messenger RNA, 1795 nt
Organism: Ceratina calcarata
Lineage: Eukaryota; Metazoa; Arthropoda; Insecta; Hymenoptera; Apidae
Product: vanin-like protein 2
Exons: 7
Coding region: 209-1717 (502 amino acids)
Molecular function (GO): hydrolase activity, acting on carbon-nitrogen (but not peptide) bonds, in linear amides
Source: RefSeq, a predicted model, not a curated record